GCCAGAGAGGACCCAGAAUCAUGUCGGUUCUUCCCACUCUGCUCUAUCUCGGGUUGUAUCUCGCCCAGAGCACUCAAGCUCAGAAUGGAUAUCUCCUCCCACCUGUUAUCAGAGCUCAGCCUGGACCCAUGGUUCUAUAUAAUGAACCAGUGACCAUCCUGUGCCAAGAGCCUUCACACGCUGAAGCCUACGAGAUAUAUAAAGUGGAAGAACCUGAGCCUAGGGCUGGAAGGAAAUUACCGCUGGCUGGGAAGACCAGAACUUUAUAUAUCCAAGAGAUGAAACCAGACAAGACAGGACUGUACCGCUGUUCCUAUAAGAGUAGAGGACACUGGUCCUCACUCAGUGACAUCCUGCAUCUGGUGAUGACGGGAUCUUAUGACAAGCCCUCACUCUCCAGCAUGAGUAGCACGGUGGUGGCUUCAGGAGACAAUGUGAAGUUACAGUGUUUCUCCAGAAUCAGAUUUCAUGCAUUUAUUCUCACCCAAGAAGACGCACCUCAGUUCACCCAGAGACAAAGCUCCACAGCCCAGGACAAUGGAGUUCAGACCACCUUCCACAUGGACCAUGUCACCUCCACACAGGCCGGGACCUACAGAUGCUACGGUGCCUUCAGCAAAGACCCCUAUGUGUGGUCUCACCCCAGCGACCCAUUGCAGCUGGUGGUCACAGGAAGUCUCCCCCCACCUGUUAUCACAGCUCAGCCUGGAUCCAUGGUUCUAUGUAAUGAACCAGUGACCAUCCUGUGCCAAGGGCCUCCAGAGGCUGAAGUCUAUGAGAUAUAUAAAGUGGAAGAACCUGAGCCUAGGGACAGAAGGAAAUUGCUAAUGGCUGGGAGAACCAACACUUUAUAUAUCCAAGAGAUGAAACGAGAAAAGACAGGACUGUACCGCUGUUCCUAUAAGAGUGGAGAACGCUGGUCCCAGUCCAAUAACAUCCUGCAUCUGGUGAUGACAGGAUCUUAUGACAAACCCUCACUCUCCAGCAUGAGUGGCCCGGUGGUGGCUCCAGGAGACAAUGUGACGUUACAGUGUUUCUCCAGAAUCAAGUUUGAUGCAUUCAUUCUCACCAAAGAUGAUGCACCUCAGUUCACCCAGAGACAAAGCUCCACAACCCAGGACAAUGGACAGCAGACCACCUUCCAAAUGGACCAUGUCACCUCCACACAGGCAGGGACCUACAGAUGCUACGGUGCCUUCAGCAAAGACCCCUAUGUGUGGUCUCACCCCAGCGACCCAUUGCAGCUUGUGGACAGAGAAGCUCCUUUCGACCCCAUACCCAUGGAGCCCAAACAUCCACAAGCCACAGACCAUAACCAGACCCAGAACCACCAUGGUAUUCUGAUCGGCUUCCCAGUGGCCAUCGUCCUCCUGCUCCUCCUCUUCCUCCUCCUUUUCUUCAUCCUCCGCCACCGCCAUCGCAAAGCCAGAAACAAUGCCACCGAGACAAAGAGACAGCCAGAGGCAGUGGAACCCAUGGACGGACCGGCCUCUGAAGCUAGAGACCCACAGGAUGUCACCUAUUUCCAAGUGGCCUUCAAUGCCCCCACCCACGGGACAGCUUCAGCCCCCUCCUUGCUGCCCAAGCCGGCCCAGGCCAGCGAGUAUGCCACACUCGUCCUGAGAUGAGCCGUGCUCUGGACAGUAGGACUCAGAGCUACCAGUUGCAAGGUCCCUCCUCUGGCGUCGUUGCUUCUAAAUCUGAGGCUGUCAGCUGGGCUGAGGGGACCCACCCACAUUACCCAGAAAGAAGGCCCCGGCGCCCCCUGAAUCUGGAGAUUAUCACCCAGUCAGUUCCAGAAUCUCCACCAUAAUUGCCCAUCAAUUCCUGGGACCCUCCUGGGUUAUUGGGACGAUGGCAGAGUAAUGUUUGUAUGUUCUCAUUGAUUAAACAAAUAUACUUAAAU
Messenger RNA from Myotis lucifugus (little brown bat), 1906 nucleotides. RefSeq names its product leukocyte immunoglobulin-like receptor subfamily B member 4. Bases 21 to 1628 code for a protein of 535 amino acids. The record is from RefSeq and is a predicted model, not a curated record. Gene Ontology annotation, molecular function: inhibitory MHC class I receptor activity. Gene Ontology annotation, biological process: cytokine-mediated signaling pathway. The transcript has 10 exons. NCBI's taxonomy places the organism in Eukaryota, Metazoa, Chordata, Mammalia, Chiroptera, Vespertilionidae.